Molecule: messenger RNA, 895 nt
Organism: Austrofundulus limnaeus
Lineage: Eukaryota; Metazoa; Chordata; Actinopteri; Cyprinodontiformes; Rivulidae
Gene: mrpl47
Product: mitochondrial ribosomal protein L47
Exons: 7
Coding region: 26-799 (257 amino acids)
Biological process (GO): mitochondrial translation
Cellular component (GO): mitochondrial ribosome; mitochondrial large ribosomal subunit
Molecular function (GO): structural constituent of ribosome
Source: RefSeq, a predicted model, not a curated record
UUGGGUAUUAAGUGGUUCGUUCAAGAUGGCGUUGUCCUCUUCGUCGGGACGCGUUUGGACUCUUUGCAAACAKUUUCAGAAAGUCGUCAGGAUAUCUUCGGUGGUAAAUGCUCAGCAUCGUGCUGUCAGUUUGACAAGAGGCCAGAACAAACAUUUCAGUGAUCUAUCCGMAGUGGUCGCUCCCAUUAGUUUUGUGGGUCAGUAUCGAGCUGUGCACACAACAGCCAGCAUCAGAGGACUGGAAGAGUUCUUUGACUUCCCUGAGAAUUGGGGAGAGUCCACUGUGAAGUCAGGAGGACCGUGGACUUGCAAACUGCUGAGAGCAAAGAGCAACGAGGAAUUGCACAAACUCUGGUAUGUGCUGCUGAAAGAAAGGAACAUGCUGUACACUAUUGAGCAGGAGGCAAAAAGGCAAAAGGUUCCGAUGCCGAGCCCUGAAAGGGUGAAGAAGAUUGAGCGGUCGUUGGACAGAGUGGACAGAGUGGUGACUGAAAGGGAGACUGCGCUCCGUCUGCUGCAGACAGGGCAGCCGAAGGGCCGACCAGGAGCUUGGAGGGAUAAUAUAUUUGGAUACACCAUCUGGCAUCGAUUCAGAGAGUAUGCAAUUCCCUGGUACAUGAAUAGGCGCUACAAGCGCAAAGUGUUUUACACACCCUCCUUCGUUAAACCGUUUAUAAGGCUGCGUAUAGAAAAGCACCUUCGGGAAAAGGCCAGAAAGCGGAGAGGGAAGUACCAAAAACUUAAAAAAUUAAAGAAGAGGUUUCCUGACAUGAAGGUUCCUGCUUCAUGGUUUAAGUGAGUUUUGUACUGCACUUAAUUAGCUCGUGCAACUUGCUGAAAAUAAGUGCAUUCGUUCAGCUGUUAUUUGAUCCUAUAUUAAAAAUUGUGAUGCCAA